This is a messenger RNA of Aspergillus heteromorphus CBS 117.55, 687 nucleotides long. Its product is annotated as glycoside hydrolase family 11 protein. Gene Ontology annotation, molecular function: hydrolase activity, hydrolyzing O-glycosyl compounds. Lineage: Eukaryota; Fungi; Ascomycota; Eurotiomycetes; Eurotiales; Aspergillaceae. The record is from RefSeq and is a predicted model, not a curated record. Gene Ontology annotation, biological process: xylan catabolic process. Bases 1 to 687 code for a protein of 228 amino acids. The transcript is spliced from 2 exons.
AUGGUUCACCUCUCCUACAAGUUUCUCGCCUGCUUGGCUGCCGUCAAAGCCUUGGCCGCUCCCGUCGACUCUCUCGACGAGCGUUCAACGGGGCUUUCCCGUAAACUCCUUCCGCGAUUGACGACAAGCUCCACCGGCUACAGCAACGGCUACUACUACUCCUUCUGGACCGACGGCGGCAGUGGCAAUGUGACCUACACGAAUGGUGAUGCGGGAUCCUACACCGUCGACUGGUCCGACGCGAGCAACUUUGUUGGUGGGAAGGGGUGGAACCCUGGGAGUGCCAGAAACAUCACAUACAGCGGCACUUUCACCCCCGACGGCAACGGUUACCUCUCCGUCUACGGCUGGACCACCGACCCGUUGAUCGAAUACUACAUCGUGGAGUCCUACGGCGAUUAUAACCCCGGAACGGCCGGUACACACCAAGGCACCGUUGUCUCGGAUGGGGGUACAUACGAUAUCUACACGGCCACCCGGACCAAUGAAGCUUCGAUUGAAGGGGCGGCUACGUUUACGCAGUACUGGUCCAUUCGGCAGACAAAGAGGGUUGGGGGCACGGUUACAACUGCGAAUCAUUUCAAUGAGUGGGCGGCGCUGGGAAUGGAUUUGGGGACGCAUAACUAUCAGAUUGUGGCGACGGAGGGAUAUGAGAGUAGUGGGUACUCGGAUAUCACCGUUGAUUGA